Cooperia oncophora is the source of this 939-nucleotide messenger RNA. The record is from the annotation of a GenBank genome assembly. Lineage: Eukaryota; Metazoa; Nematoda; Chromadorea; Rhabditida; Trichostrongylidae.
AUGGAAACUGCGAGGCAUGAACAGAUCAAAGAGUUGCAAAACCAGAAGCGCGAAACGGAGGAACUCUACCAGAAACGCCUGGAAGAUGCGGAGAAACGUCUGCAGGACGCCGUCGAAGCACAUCAAGUUGAGAUUGCAAAGUUCGAAGCAACGUUGAGGGAGAAGACGUCGGAGCCCAAGAGGGAACUUGAAGAAUUGCGGAAGUCCAGCGCAGAAAUGACAGCCUCUCACAUUGAGCAAUGUGAAAAGCUGAAUAAGAAGAUCGCCGACUUGGAAAACCGUUUGAGUCAAGCAUCGAAAAACAAUGCCGAAAUGGUGGAGAACAUGCGUGGUAUGACGGCCCUUUUGGAGACAGAGGCAAAGAAACGCGAAGAGCUGACAGAGGAGCGGAAGAAAUGGUUGGCAGAGUUGAAUGAGAAAGAGCGACUUCUCGAUGAAGCUCGCAAUACCACCGAGGACGAUGCUAAGAUCAGCGCUUUGGCUGCCGAAAACGUUCGCUUGGCUAGUGAAGUUCUCAAGGCUCACUCACAGGCUGAGCAAACACUGCAAGUUGAGAAGGAGCUGAUUACGAAACAGUUCAAUGAAAAACUCAAAACGGCAACCAACGAACGCGACAAGUUGGCAAGUGAUCUCGAAGCUUUGAGGGCAAAAAUGAAAGUGAUGGAGUCCAGGAUCGAAGAUCAGCGCUCAUCUCUUGAACAGGCAGAGAAGAUUCGAAAAGACGAACUCUCCUCAAUUCAAGCUGAACUUGAUGCGGUCCGUAAAGAGAAGACGAUACUCAAAGAAGAUCUGGAGAACAUUCGCAGUAAUAAUAAUGGGCAUCCGGUACCGCCACCACGACGGACCAUUUCGAACAUGUCCUCCUAUACCUACAACACCCAAACGGACUUCAGUGAAAUUGAGGACGUUCACAAACUACGAAGUGAAAUUGAUAAGUAA